AUGGACAAUCCCAUGUUUUUCCGCGGAUUACUGGAUUCCGGAAGUACUUGUAAUCUGAUAACGUGUCAGGCAGCCUCAUUGCUAGGAGCAAGACGUUAUCAUUCAAACAUUAAAAUUGCUGGUUUAUCACAGCAUGCCUCUAACACACGUGGCAUGUUAUCUCUUCAAGUCAACACUUUGUCAGGUCAGCUCAUAGCUCCUGAUCAGGAGUUCCACAUCUUGGAUAAAAUAUCUGUGAACCUCCCAAGGGCGAAAAUAAGUCCAGAGUUGUCGCAUCUAGUUAAGCAUUACACCUUAGCGGAUCCGACUUUUGACACCCCUUGCGGCAUUGAUGUAUUGUUGGGUGGAACCAUAAUACCCACUGUCUUCACACAAGAAAAUCAUAGUUUAGGACCGGGACUGCCACAUCUGAUCGGCACUCAGUUCGGCUUCAUACUUAUGGGAACAGCUCCUUGUGUCACCCCGACAGAGCCAGUUAGUAACUAUUCGAUUGCACUUUUGUCUACUCACGACAACUCGCUUCACACAGCAUUACAAAAAUUUUGGGUUCAAGAGGAACCGCCUAUCAUCAAUCACAAAAGCAUUGAAGAAACAAAGUGUGAUGAACUUUUUGAUAGUACUCAUACGCGAAAUGGAGACGGACGGUAUGUUGUUAGAUUACCGUUCAAAACAGAACCCAGCUGUUUAGGCUCAUCUCGAGCAGCCGCAGAAAGACGUUUUGUAUCCUUAGAAAGGAAGUUUCAAACCCAACCACAAUUCGCUGAACUGUACAGGAAUUUUAUGAAAGACUACAAAGCAACAGGUCAUAUCACACUUUUGGAUAAACAUCACGCCGAUGAACCACACUACUAUUUACCCCACCACGGAGUAAUAAAGGAAAGCAGCUCUACUACCAAGCUAAGGACUGUUUUUGACGCAAGCAACAAGACCACUUCAGGUUUGUCCUUGAACGACGUGCUACUAACUGGAAGGAAACUACAACCAGACAUUUCCAGUAUUUUAAUAAACUUCCGCUCUCACGCUAUAGUGUUUUCAUGUGAUAUAAAACAAAUGUAUCGACAGAUCUUAGUGCAUCCUGAAGAUCAAAACUUUCAGUUAAUCUUGUGGCGAGAUACUCCGGAACAAGAGAUAUCUACUUUUAAGCUAACAACAGUGACAUAUGGGAUGAACAGUUCUCCAUAUUUAGCAAUCAAGACUCUCUCGCGGCUAGCAGAGGACGAAGGACACGCCUUCCCGGACGCAGCCUACGCAUUGAAGCAUCACACCUACAUAGAUGACAUUGUGACAGGAAGUGCUUCACUAGAAUCAGCUAUCCAACUGCAAGACCAACUCAUCCAGCUACUGGCGAAGGGAGGAUUCGAGUUGAGAAAAUGGGCUUCGAACGAACCCCGACUUCUGGACAGACUACCAGCUACUCAUCGUGAGACGCCUCGCUUUCUGCAGGACUCACAAUCUACGCAGUUCUCUAUUUUAGGUCUCCAUUGGGAUCCAGUUGAAGAUUGCUUUCGCUACAAUUUCAAACAUCAGAGAGGUAGCUUAACUAAGAGACAUGUGUUAAGUUUAAUAGCCAGAUUGUAUGACCCGUGCGGCUUCUUAUCACCACUGAUAAUGGUAGCGAAAAGUUUUAUGCAGCUCCUUUGGACACGAGGGCUCCAAUGGGACGAACAAUUGCCACCUGAACUAGCUGAAAAAUGGCUAUUGUUUGUGAACGACACACGGGAUCAUCUGGGUGACAUCAAAAUCGAUCGCGUAUUUCCCCUCCACGCCGCCAGCAGCGUAGAACUUCAUGGGUUUUGUGACGCGUCUGAAAAAGGCGUCGCAGCCGUCAUUUUUAUCAAGUGUAACCAAAUGAAUGAGGCCCCAGUGAUAAGACAAGUCAUGUCGAAAACUAGAGUAUCUCCAUUAAAGAAGAUCACAAUACCACGCCUUGAACUCUGCGCAGCACAUCUGCUGUCAAAAUUAGCUACUUAUUGCAUUCAACAAUUCAGCAAUAUUACUUUCAAUCAUGUCAUGUUAUGGAGUGACUCAACCGUAGCUCUACACUGGAUAAAAACACCACCGUAUCAGUUGAAAACAUAUGUAGCAAAUAGAGUGGCAGAAAUUCAGAACACAUUUCCGUCACGGUUUUGGAACUAUGUCACAUUAAGCGACAAUCCGAGUGACGUCGGAUCACGUGGCCUAUUAGCAUCACAAUUGAAAAACCAUACACUAUGGUUCGAAGGUCCCCAGUGGCUAAAACUGGACCGACAAACGUGGCCUCAUUUCACCUUCUUUGAAGAUAAAAGGGAAAUCGAGAGAGAAACUAAAGAGACUCCUCUGAGCGUAUUACAAAGCUCUAUUGUUGAACAUUGGGAAAUAUUCACCAAAUGUUCCUCUUGGAAUAAAUUGAUCAGAAUUAUGGCCUAUAUUUUAAGAUUCAUCAACAAUUGUAAAAAUGGAUCUUCAACUGACAAAUCAAAACUAUUGUCUGUUAUUGAAUUGAAAACAGCUAAACAAAAAAUCUUUAAGCUUGUACAGCAAACAGCUUUUUCUUCAGAAUAUUUGUUGUUAAAAAAGAAUGAGCAGUGUAACAACGCAAUCCGGAAAUUGCAGCCUUUCAUCGAUGAGGCGGAUGUUAUUCGCGUAGGCGGCCGGCUAAAAAAUAGCCGUCUAAACUAUGAGUCACGACACCCCGUGCUACUACCAAAACAACACCCAGUAGUAAACUUGAUUAUCGAUUACUACCACCGGAUACACCUGUAUUUCGGACCACAGCUGACUCAGGCUCUUCUCUCACAAGAGAUAUGGAUCAUCUCUGCUCGCAGUGCCAUACGUUCACGUAUUUUCAAAUGUACUACGUGCUUUCGUCACAAGCCUAGAAAUAGAACACCACUGAUGGGUGACCUACCUGCCUCUCGGGUUACACCCUCAAGGCCAUUUCAGUCUACAGGAGUAGACUACGCCGGACCCUUUUGUGCGCGAGUGCAUCAUCUCAAAGCUCUUAGACAAAUAAAAGUCUAUUUGUGUAUUUUUAUAUGCAUGGUAACCAAGGCUGUGCACAUUGAGUUAGUGACAGAUUUAACCACCGAAGGAUUUUUAGCAGCAUUAACCCGUUUUGUAUCACGACGCGGUCUGUGCUCAACAAUCUAUUCAGACUGCGGAACUAACUUCAUUGGUGCAGAAUCAUCUUUGAAAAAAAUAUUAAGUGAAACCGUGAAAGCCUCAACGGCUAUGGACAAAAUUUCACAUUUUGCGAGUUUAAAGGGCAUAGACUUUCGUUUUAAUCCUCCAGCUGCCCCUCAUCAAGGCGGACUCUGGGAAAGUGCCGUAAAAAGUGCUAAACACCAUCUCCGAAGAGUAAUGGGAGAAACAAUCUUAACUCUUCCUGAAUUCAUGACGUUAACGGUUCAGGUUGAAGCCAUGCUUAACUCAAGGCCGUUAACUCCACUCAGCGCUGAUCCAUCAGACCUAUCAGCCUUGACUCCAGGUCAUUUUUUUGAUUGGGACUCCGCUUGCCGCUCUACCGGAAGCUGA
Homalodisca vitripennis (glassy-winged sharpshooter) is the source of this 3513-nucleotide messenger RNA. RefSeq lists its product as uncharacterized. The record is from RefSeq and is a predicted model, not a curated record. Gene Ontology annotation, molecular function: nucleic acid binding. Bases 1 to 3513 code for a protein of 1170 amino acids. Lineage: Eukaryota; Metazoa; Arthropoda; Insecta; Hemiptera; Cicadellidae. Gene Ontology annotation, biological process: DNA integration. The transcript has a single exon.